GCGCCUCAAUAAACGCGAUCACGUGAUCGAGUUCUCCGUACUUGACGUUUGCCUCCCUUGAAACGCUGUUCAGCGCUGUCCUCGACUUCUUACUGAUGCUCGACUCUAUGUCAGUAUCUGGCCCAGAACAAGCUUGAGGCAUGCAUGAAGUUUGAACACCGUGACAAGCUAGUCGUGUUGGCUUGGCUGCCAUGGUCGUCGACGUUCAGCCCAGAUUGCCACAUUUAGAAAUAGACCACACCAUGAGGGAGGUAGAGAGCGCAGAGGAGCAAACGGCAGGGGUUUUGGGAGAACAGGUGCAGAUGAGUGUGCGUGCGUGUUGGUCGAAUGGUCAAAUACCGAUGGAGCGAGGACCGGGUUGCCCUUCUUCUUGCCCCUUCACAUCCCGAUGUGUGCGACCAGGACCCCAAAAGACUGUGGCCACCAAGAUCAUCGAAGAUCACGAUGCAUCGAUCUUACGGCCACUAUUGAUCCAGAUCACCUGGACUCCGCGUUGUUUUAAUUUACGUAGAUCUAGCCAUGCCUCAUGGUGUCCAUUGUUCGGUGAAGUUGUGGGUGUCAUCAAGAUGAAACUGGAAGACCCGAACUGUGUAUUCCACCAAUGCGCUGGCCUGCAAGGUUUUCGACGGUACACUAAUCGCAUCGCAUUCUCUUUGAGAUGAUAUGUACUGCUCUGCUCUGAUGGAUGCACUGAUUCUGACGGGAUUUCAGGGAGCCAGCAGCACCAACGAAAGCCCGCGAAACUUCUCGUGGAUCUCCGUGUCUCGUUCGCGCAGGGGCCCACCAUACCUCAUUACAAGUGUGAGAUAUUGUCAUGCCUGCACUUCCAUGGGGCUAGACAUGGAAGUUCAUGUAAGCGGACGGCCUGAAGGGUGCUCUGGGUGUAUUCCUCCAGA
Messenger RNA from Laetiporus sulphureus 93-53, 896 nucleotides. RefSeq lists its product as uncharacterized. The coding region runs from base 192 to 662 and encodes 156 amino acids. The record is from RefSeq and is a predicted model, not a curated record. Lineage: Eukaryota; Fungi; Basidiomycota; Agaricomycetes; Polyporales; Laetiporaceae. The transcript is spliced from 4 exons.